AUGAACAGCUACUCCCUGAUUGUUGCCGACAAAAUGUCUAUCUUAAGCCUACCCAAUGAACUCAUCCAUCUUCUACUUAUCAAUUGCAUCCUUGUCCGAGGCGUGGUGCGCGGCCUCAGAUUGAGGCUGGUCUGUAAGCGAUUUAACGAGUGCUUUACCCCGGCUCUCCACGACUCACGUAUCCUCGAUGACCUCUCUGCCCCUCACAUAGGUCGCCACUGGUGGAUGCGUAAUGAUCGGUAUGGAUCCAGCAGGCUCUGGCAGCAGUAUCUUGUCGCCCGCGUCCUGAGCGAAGCAGAUCCAGAUGUGGGACGCUUUGUUGAAAUCCGCAAAGCUGCCGAGACUUUAUACGAUCGCAUUGACGGCCCAGUUUCAUUUGAGGAAAUUGUCAAUGGUCUAUGCUGGUUAGGGGUGGAACGUGGUACAAACCGUCCUGGUGAAAAACGGCUGUGGUUAAAACCAGAGACUGAUCUCUGGCGCAUUCACCCCUCCACCGUGGAGGACGUACCUGAGCCACCUCGUGAGCCGCCAUCAAACCCCCAACUCAAUUUGCUAUGCGCUGCUGCAUAUUUCGAUCAGGCUACACCCAUCGUGUCUGGGGUUAUGUUCUCCAACCAAUACUUCUCUCGCACGCCAGCCAUAUACGAUUUUAUCACCGAUAGUUUCGCUAAUCCUACCGACACAGAGCCUGACAGGCAGAAGAGGCAACGCAAUCAGAUCGCACAAUAUGCUCGAUACGGCAAUCUAGCCAUGGUACGUCACGUUGCCGGCUCCAGUUCCAAGAUCAGAGCUGGUACUCAUGGCAGAUUUGGGAAUCCUCUCUAUCGAGCCUGUCGAGGAUGCUAUGAAGACAUUGUCGAUUUUCUACUCGAUCGGGAUGUGGAUCACGAUGACGAGGUGCUUACCGCUUGCACCCGGGCUGGAUGUGUAGAGAUCAUGAGGAAGGUUCUUAAGCGCGAAAUAACAUUUGAAACAGACUUCGCCCCUCGUGAGCUUCUGACAGAAAUUACCAAGAGAGAGGAUGUACCUAUGCUCCAAUUCAUUCUGGAACAGGGGUAUAAGGUCACCUUGCGACGACAUAAUCAAGCAAUGAAAAUGGCAGUGGCUCAGGGGCUUGAGUCAAUGAUAGAUUGUCUAAAUGGACUCGAAAUAGUGGAAGACCCUCCCUAUUUCUCAGAACGAUAUAGUCAUAGUAGAUGA
Clonostachys byssicola is the source of this 1200-nucleotide messenger RNA. Lineage: Eukaryota; Fungi; Ascomycota; Sordariomycetes; Hypocreales; Bionectriaceae. The record is from the annotation of a GenBank genome assembly.